GCACGCCGUGUAUGUGUGUGUUGUGCUAUGAGCUGCUGAACGGCUUCACUGAACUGAACUGAACCGAGCCGAGCCGAGCCGAGCCGGGACAGCAGGGCUGUAGACUCGAAGAAGAAGCGGCUGUCAGCACAUGUGAGAAGAUUUAAUUCAAAACCUCGAAGUCUGUUUAUUUAUUUAUUACAUAUUUCAACCGACUGCGGAUCACUGACACAUUUGCCCCUCACGUGAAUGUGUAUUUUGUACGUGUUUGCUUGCACGAGCGUGGACCUUUGACACUUGAACACAAAGUGCAAUUCGUGAAGCAGAAAAACUGAACGAGAAGAAGACAUGGAGAAACCAAACGGCUUCUCACAAGAACGAAACAUCCUCUGCCUGUUUGAUGUGGAUGGCACUUUGACACCCCCCAGAGAGAAAAUAGACCCACAGUUGGAUGAGUUCUUCCAGACUCUGCGGAGGAAAGUGAAGAUCGGCAUUGUGGGAGGGUCGGACUACUCCAAGAUAGCUGAGCAGCUCGGGGAGGGGGAUGAUGUGGUACACAAGUUUGACUAUGUGUUCGCUGAGAACGGGACAGUGCAAUACAAAGAUGGGAAAUUCCUCUCAAAGCAUGCCAUUCAGAACCAGAUCGGGGAGGAGCUGCUGCAGGACCUGAUCAACUUCUGCCUCAGCUACAUGGGGCUCAUUAAGCUGCCAAAGAAGAGGGGAACUUUCAUUGAGUUCAGGAAUGGAAUGCUCAACAUUUCCCCCAUCGGUCGGAGCUGCACGCUGGAGGAGCGAAUUGAAUUCUCUGAGAUCGACAAGAGAGAGAAGAUCAGGGAGAAAUUUGUUGCUGCCCUGAAGGAAGAGUUUGCUGGAAAGGGACUACGGUUCACUAAAGGUGGCCUCAUCAGCUUUGACAUUUUCCCGGAAGGCUGGGACAAGAGACUGUGUUUAGAGCUGCUGGAGAGUGAAGGCCUGGACGCCAUCUACUUCUUUGGCAACGAGACCUCAGAUGGAGGAAACGACUAUGAAAUCUUCAACGACCCACGGACCAUCGGUUUCACAGUCUACUCUCCGGAGGACACGGCCAGGUUCUGCCGGGAGAUUUUUUUUGAUGCUCCGCCACACGAGCCCUGAUGUCCUCGGAUGCCCCUACACCUGCCCCCGAUCACUUUACCCACAAACCCCUCUGAAUUCCCGCCUGUGGGUGUCCGCUGGUACGACAACAAGCAGCUGGA
Molecule: messenger RNA, 1214 nt
Organism: Centropristis striata (black sea bass)
Lineage: Eukaryota; Metazoa; Chordata; Actinopteri; Perciformes; Serranidae
Gene: pmm1
Product: phosphomannomutase 1
Exons: 8
Coding region: 328-1113 (261 amino acids)
Biological process (GO): GDP-mannose biosynthetic process; mannose metabolic process; protein N-linked glycosylation
Cellular component (GO): cytosol
Molecular function (GO): phosphomannomutase activity
Source: RefSeq, a predicted model, not a curated record